Messenger RNA from Zasmidium cellare ATCC 36951, 2913 nucleotides. RefSeq lists its product as uncharacterized. NCBI's taxonomy places the organism in Eukaryota, Fungi, Ascomycota, Dothideomycetes, Mycosphaerellales, Mycosphaerellaceae. The record is from RefSeq and is a predicted model, not a curated record. The transcript has 3 exons. The coding region runs from base 1 to 2913 and encodes 970 amino acids.
AUGGCAGUCAAAUAUACCACCUGGCUGCCCGUGCUCGCUCUCCUCCUCGUGCUGUACGCACGCCCGACUCACGCCUUUGGCGCCGGUAAUAUCGGCUCAACAUCCAAGAUCGAAGGCAGCAACUGGCGCCAUGGCGAUAUUGAAGACACCCUCCUCACUCUGCUCACCGCACGUGCCAUGGGCGGCAAGAAGUUCAGCAAGCUCGAUGUCAAGAGGACUUACUUCGGCAACUGGCUGCGUGACUACUCUCAAGCUAUCGACGUGGGCACUGUCAAAUAUGUCAGCGCUGAAGUAAUUCGACUCCUCCUUUGGAUCUUGGGCUUCAUGAGUUUCGGCUACGGAACAGGCGAGUUUGAAGUUACGGCGCAACGGCUGGGAUGUUAUCGCCCCGAAGAGCACAUUGACAACCCCAAGGACUACGCAGACAAUCUCGACGCUCGCCAGUACGAUCGUCGUCUUCGUGGCCCAGUUGAUGAACGCCGCGAGUUGAGCAUUGACGAGCGCAACGGCAUGAAAGCGUACAUUGCUACUGAGGAUCGUGACAUCACGACAUCUGCUGGCAUGAUUCGCAACCUGUUCCGCAAGUCCAUCGAGCUUGGUCGCCGAUACAAGCAGACCCGGGACGAGCGUGACUUUUACGAGGCUCUUCGCUUGCUGGGCACUGGCUGCCACUGCUUGGAGGACUUCUCUGCUCAUAGCAACUAUACCGAGCUAGCUCUGAUUGAGCUUGGCGAGCGCGACAUCUUUCCCCAUGUUGGCCAGAAUACCCAAAUGCGUCUCCAAGGCGCUCGUAGUUCCGUCUAUCCCCUUGUCACGGGCACUUUCGGUGGCGUUGACUUCUUGCACUCGGUCAUGGGCGAGUUCACCGACAAAGCUGCUCAGUCUGAGCUCCAAGAGCUAGAAGGUACAAUCCAACAGUCACAAAACGCAGACACGAGUCUGCUGAAGGACCUUCUUGACAAACUCCCUCCUGGCAUAUUGGGCGACUCUGAUCACAAGGGCAAAGCCGACCAGCUCCAGGCCAACGCUCAAGCUGCCCAGAUGCAAAACAUGCACAUUUCUCCCAAGGAACCGGAAGAGUUCACUGCCCAGAUUGGUGAGAUCUCCAAGCAGAUCUAUCCCAUUCUCGAGUUUCACGACAACAUCAUGAAGAGCAUUUCCGAGGCCAUCGACAAGAUUCCUGUGCUACCAGAUCUCAUCGAAGAGUUGCAGAACCAGGUCAGCUUGUUCGUCUUCUCUCUGCUGGCACCAUUCAUUGUGCCCGUAAUUUCGCAAGUCAAGAACGAGCUUCGCACCGGUUCUUCCGAAAUCAUCCAGUCCAGCCGCGAUAAGCAGAUGGUUGUCUUCAACGAUGAUCGAUCCACCGACCCGACGCACAGCAUGCUUUCCAAGGAUCACUUCACCAACGUCCUCAACGAGCCGGCUGGUAAGGUUGGAUGUGCGGUCCUGAGGUGGGUCGUCCCACAGAUCGUCGCUGCUUGGGACGAUGAACGCAUUGACAUCCGCCGCACCAACGAUCGUAUCAUCCACGGUGUGAUGCACCACCCAGCUCAGCGUGAGUACGGCGAUGAUGGUGCUCGCGACGGCAGGAUGGCCAUGUUCAGGGUAGUUGAGCAGUGGUGGGGUGAGAUGGAUGACCGUGUGAGAGACGUUCUCCGUGACAAGCUCAGCCGCGAUGGCAUUGAGAACUUCCGCAACCACAAAGAAGGCGUCGAAGAUUCUGGACAUGGAUGCUGUAAGCCGCUGGGCAUGCCAACUGUCAAGACCAGUCAGAGCUCGGGUGCCAUUGGCGGCGUCAUGGUUGGUCUGAGUCAGGCACUUGGUGGUGGCUCUGGUGGAGGGCAGGGUAGCCAUGUCAGCAACCAGAUCAGCGGCACUGUGGGUGAUGCUGUUGGCGGUGGAGCGCUCGGUUCCAUCGUUGGUGGCCUCGCAGGUGCCGUCGGAGGUGGUCUGCUUGGCGGCGCGUUCGGUGGCGACAAGACCGAGAAGAAGACGUACGAGAGCAGCGAGUAUCGCCAAGAUGGAUCGUACAAUACUCGCCUCACCGAGACAGGUCAUCGCCCUGGUGGCUAUGAACAAGAAGAGCGGUACGGCCAAGCGCAAAUGUCGCAGACGCAGUAUUCCUCUGGUGGACAUCGAGAGGACUACCAACGCUACGAACAGGAUGGACAACAAGGGCGCACCGGCUACGGGUUUGAGCAGUCCCACGAAGUUCGGACAUCCCACGGCGGUGGCUACGAGCAGCGUACAGAGCAGCGAUACGAGCAUCCAGGCGGACGUUACGAGGGAGAGUACCAGGAGCAGGGCGUCACGAGCUCUGGCCGGCAGUACGGCCACCAAGAGAGCUACUCAGGCCACCAUGGCAAGAAGGAUGACAGCGAUGACGACGAUGAUAGCGGCGACGAUGAUGACUGGGAGAAGAAAGAGAAGAAGCGCCGCAAGAAGGAAGAGAAGCGCUUGAAGAAGCUGCGCGAGGAGGAAGAGGAGCGUCACGGUCGUCGCAGUGGCAGCCAUGGGCGCAAGAAGAGCAAGUCUCGCAGCCGAGAGCGGAGACACGAUGAAGACUAUGGUCGUUCGAGCGGCGGAUACGGCGGCGGAUACCAGUCUUCUCAGCGCCGUGACGAAAACGAGUCCCGCGGAUCAUACGGCCAGCAGGAGUACGGUCGAUCUGAGAGCCGUUACGAGCAGAGCAGCCACAGCGAGAGCAGAUAUGAGCGGUCAUCUGGCUAUGGUGGUGGUCGAGACGAGUAUCAGCAGCAGCAAAGCUACAGCGGAGAUUCGUAUGGCGGAGGAGGCUACAAUCAGCGCUCGGAGUAUGGCUCGAGUGGGUACGGAGGCUAUGGAGGUGGCUCUGGCUAUGGCAGUUCUGGCUACGGCGAGCAGCAGGGAGGCUACGAACAGCGCCGAUGGUGA